AAUCUAUAUAAAAUUAUAUGUAUAGGAACUAAGUAAGAACCUGAACUUUGCUACUUUCUUGUUUUAAAUUUCAUUUUUUUUAACCACAAAGCAGGCCAAGUUCAAUACACAAGAUUAAAACACUAGGAAUCUCAUCCAAAAUCAGGAUAGAAACCUUUUUGUCUUUUAGGUCCCAAGGUGUCCAUGUGCUGUUCCCAUAUCCUACACAAACCUUAGCUCACUUGUUUCGGCUUCACCAGACCACUAGGUUUUAAUAAUCUCACCGUCCAAACAUUUACUACCAAUAACUAAACAAGAGAUUGAAAAUUCAAGGAGACAGUAAAGCAUCUCCUUCACUUUAUAAAGCUCAUGCAUGAGUUCAAACUUCAAGUACACCUCAUUUGCCAACUCCACACCAUCAAUAUUCCCCCUGCAUCCAGAGACAACUAUAGCCAACAUGGUUUCUCUAGAAAUUGUUCAGGCAACCUCUAAUCCUAUUGAGCCGACUGCAAGUCCCCGGAUUUCUUUCUCCGCUGACUUCCUCGAUGAUAAAAACUUCAUCUCCAUAAGCCCAGACUCUAGGACCAAAAAAGAUCGUGAAACAGAGCGAGAGAGAACUCGUAAUGCAGAUUUCGAGUUUCUCUCCAGCAGUUUGACUAGCCAAACCAUGAUAACUGCUGAUGAGCUAUUUUUUGAAGGAAAGCUACUUCCUUUCUGGGAGAUACAACAUUCCGAGAAACUCAACAAUAUCAAUCUUAAAACAGAACAUGCUGAGAAUGGAGUGGAGGAGGAAGAGGUGAAAGAGGGGAGCAAAGUGAGUUGGUUUAUGGACGAGGAUCCAUCUCCUAGGCCGCCUAAAUGCACUGUUCUAUGGAAAGAGUUACUAAGGUUGAAGAAACAACGCGCUUCUUCUUUGUCACCAUCAUCUUCUUCCUCUUCCUCGUCGUCUUCCUCGAGGAGCUCACUUGCCAAUUUGGCUCCCAUAGACGAAGGCAAGGAAGGAUCAGGGAGCAUAGAGAAGCAUCUCAAGAGGAUAAAAAAAGGGUUGGAGAGGACAAGAUCAGCCGGGAUAAGAAUAAGGCCUGUUGUUAAUGUGCCCAUUUGCACACAAGCGAAGAGCAGUGCUCCGCCACCUCUGUUUUCCCUCAGGAAAGGAAGAGUGGAGAGGUGAACGGAAGUCAUAACCGUUUGUUGUUUUGGUAUGUAGGAUUCAUCAAGUUUGUCCAUCUUCUUGUUUUUCUUUUAAAUUUUCUUUCUUAGAUUUUAUGUCCAGAUGAAUAUUGCUUGUAAUGGAUCUAAUGAAUUACAAUGUAAAUGUUCUUUUAUAUUUUUUGGAUGCUAUUAACAACCCUUUCAUCUAGUUCUACUUGUAUCAUCUGCAGUGAUUUUUUUCUAGCUUUUCUCAAGAGGAAUUAGGAAGCAGUGA
Messenger RNA from Cornus florida, 1405 nucleotides. RefSeq lists its product as uncharacterized. The record is from RefSeq and is a predicted model, not a curated record. Lineage: Eukaryota; Viridiplantae; Streptophyta; Magnoliopsida; Cornales; Cornaceae. The transcript has a single exon. The coding region runs from base 353 to 1150 and encodes 265 amino acids.